This is a messenger RNA of Toxotes jaculatrix (banded archerfish), 1677 nucleotides long. It is a transcript of the gene vat1, whose product is annotated as vesicle amine transport 1. Gene Ontology annotation, molecular function: zinc ion binding; oxidoreductase activity. Lineage: Eukaryota; Metazoa; Chordata; Actinopteri; Toxotidae. The coding region runs from base 225 to 1634 and encodes 469 amino acids. The record is from RefSeq and is a predicted model, not a curated record. The transcript is spliced from 6 exons.
GCGGCGUUGACAGCCACUGGCCACUGAUCAGCCUACUUUGUCGGGGUUUGUGUCUCCAUGCAAGACUGCUGAAAAAGAAGCUCUAACCCUCGCACUUUCUUUUAUUUGCAAGGCAAGCAUACGCAGCCAAUCGACAAGCCCGGCCACGGCAACAAAAGCACAAGAAGUGAAAAGCCUGUAAGUAUUUUUCCUAGACUCAUCGGUGUCUCACAGCUGCCUGCACAAUGUCUGGAGAGGACGCACCUGCCCAGCAGCAAAACGCCGUGGACCAGAAGCAGGAAACCAAACCGGCGGAGGAGCCCAAAACCGAGCCGCCCAAGACGGAGUCGGCUCCCGCUGGCGCCGCCGAAGCAGCGGCCACCCCCGCGGCGACCACCGAGAAGGUCCCCGAAGAGGAGGCGUUCAGCUACCGCGCUCUGGUGCUCACCGGCUACGGGGGCUAUGAUAAAGUCAAGUUGCAGGUGAAGAAAGGCAAGCCGGCGCUCAAGGCUGGCGAGGUCCUGGUGCGGGUCAAGGCUUGCGGGCUGAACUUCGCCGACUUGAUGGCAAGGCAGGGGCUGUACGACCGGCUGCCGUCCCCGCCGGUAACCCCGGGAAUGGAGUGCUCCGGGGUGGUGGAGGCUGUUGGGGAAGAAGUGACAGACAGAAAAGUCGGUGAUAAGGUGAUGGUGCUGAACCGCUUUGGGCUCUGGCAGGAGGUGGCAGCGGUGCCAGCAAGUCACACCUUCCUUAUCCCAGAGGGCAUGAGCUUCGAGGAGGCAGCUGCCCUUCCUGUCAACUACAUCACCGCCUACAUGAUGCUGUUUGACUUUGGCAACCUUCGGCCCAACCAGAGCGUCCUCAUCCACGCUGCAGCAGGUGGAGUGGGUAUCGCAGCCACCCAGCUUUGCAAGACAGUGAAGGAUGUGACUGUGUUCGGCACGGCGUCGGCCAGCAAGCACGAGACCAUCAGCCAAGGUGGAGUCACGCAUCCCAUCGACUAUCGCACCAAGGACUAUGUGGAGGAAGUCCGCAAGAUCAGCCCGAAAGGGAUGGACAUAAUUCUGGACCCUCUCGGAGGAUCAGACACCCAUAAGGCCUACAACCUGCUGAAACCUAUGGGCAAACUUAUUACCUAUGGUGCGGCCAACAUGCUUGCGGGCCAGAAGAAGAACCUGCUCGCCGUGGCCAAGAACUGGUACCACCAGUUCUCCAUCCAUACGCUCAGCCUGAUCCAGGGGAACAAGUCGGUGUGCGGCUUCCACCUGGGCUACCUGGACGGGGAGACGGAGCUCAUCGCACAGGCCAUGAACACCAUCCUGGACCUCUACAAGCAGGGCAAGGUCAAGCCCCGCAUCGACUCCACUUGGCAUCUUGAGCAGGUGGGCGAUGCCAUGAGGAAGAUGCAAGAGAGGAACAACAUCGGCAAAGUGAUCCUCUCCACAGAGCCAAUGCCUGAGGAGGAGAAGAAAGAGGAGCCCAAGAAGGAGGACAAGAAAGAGGACAAGAAGAAGGAGGACAAGAAGAAGGAUGACAAGAAGAAGGACGAUGGCAAGAAGGAAGAGAAGAAGGACGACAAGAAGAAAGAAGAGCCCAAGAAGGAGGAGAAGAAGGAGGAAGAGAAGAAGGAAGAGGCCAAGAAGGAGGAGAAGUGAGAGGGAGGGAGGGAUAGUCAAGCAGACCAGCAGGGAGUUUGUG